GUUAUUUGCAACAGGUGUGGCAUCGAUUGCUGACAGCUGUUGAGAAUGCGUCUUCGUGUUGAAUGUCAACUAAAGCAGAAACAAAAAACGUUUCGCUGCAGUCACAGCGAGUGUUUUCAGAGGGGAGGUGACCGAGCGGCAACUAAGAAUUAUUCCUCUAUGACACUCGCUUGCCCACGAAUCACUUUUUCCACCCACAUGACUUCCAACGGAAGACAUGCAAUUCAAGCUUUCCCUCGCCGUCAGAAGCGGUGGAAUGAGGAAUGAGUUGCCUUGCUCUGCUUCCACCUCCGACGCGUUUUGAAGUCGAACACUAUGCGAAAGUAGACCAGUCACUAUUUCGUUGGCUAUUUUGGGGAUGUGGAAAAUGAAUUGAAGGACCCCCGGCACAUCAGGGAUCACAUCGAACUGCUCGGACAUGGAUCUUCAAUUGAUUGUGUGGCUCAUUUACUGCUUUUUUCUGCCAGUCGUCUUGCUAACAGUUGGAGCGGCCAGGCUUGCGUUCAUCGUCGCCUUGGUUCUCAUCGGCGGCAACGAGGGAUUGUCCCCCCCAAAGGACGGCGAGAGUGCCGUGGUGGUGGAGGUCCCGCACCCUGUGGGCGGGGCGCUCCUGCCAAGCCCGGCUUCUCCGCAGCGUGGCGGGAAUGCUGUGGAGAGCUCUCUUGUCGCCACUGAGGAGGACUGGGGUGGUGUGGCGACGUGGCAUAGCUUGUCUUCUUCGCUACAACAUACUGUCCCUGGUUUACUUUGUUUACCUCUUGUUGCUGCCAUGGUUUCUGUGUCCCAACAAACACACCAUAAGAGGCUUCCACUGGAGGAUCCUUGGACUGUAUUGCGCCUUCUGUGUCCUGACCUUGUGCUGUGUGGGAUUUCUUUGGUAACCAUCAUCCUUUGCAGAAGAUUGGUCACGAACCGAGAAAUAUUGGCUCCCGCCAAUAUUACAACAAUGCAAGAUGAAGGAACAGAUGACGAGAAUGAAAUCGAGGACGAAUCAGAGGAUGAGGAUGAGGAUGAAGGAGGAUCAUUUCCCGGUGACGCCACUCAUGGCUUGUCAACUGCAACAUUAGCCAAGCAGCUGGCUGAACGUCUGAAGGCCGUAGUCCAUAAAGUACUGCUGGACCUUGGGAGAAUCUUUGCCAUUAGCCUACUUGCUCUGGCUGGAAUCACGUUGCCGUCUGCUUUCUCAGCCAUCUACUUCCUGCUCUUCAUUGGUGUCAGCACAUGGUGGGCAUGUCACCUUCCAAUUAGCCAUCUGGGUUUCAACACUCUGUAUGUGAUGGUGGGCUUCUUCACUGCUGGCCACCUUGUUUGUCUGUACCUAUACCAGUGUCUUCUGGCCCAGGUUCUUUUCCCACCACACAGUCUGUGGGCAAGGCUCUUCGGUCUGAAGGACAUUAUCAAACCUGGAAACUGCUCUACACCAUAUGACUUCAACUUUAAUGCUGAAUAUGACUGGCCAGUUUAUAUCAACCCAGGAAUACUAUUCCUUCUCUACAUUAUCUCAGCAAUGGUUCUAAAAACAGGAUGUCAUGGAACACUUCACCAGGAUGAAGACAAGCAGCAGGAGCUCAAAACUGCAAAUGAGGAGGAGAUGGUGGAGUUGAGCUCCUGGAAUCAAAAGAAUGAGGACUGUGAAGAUGACACUCAGCUCAUGGUCCUGUGUGUGGGAACAGAGCACAUUCGGGAAGAAACUGUUGCUGAAGAAGGUCCACCACAACUUGGUUUUGGUCUUGCAACUGGUGGUCAACAGACUGAAAGCCCAUUUUUAAUGCUGGGAAAGAUGGUCAUGCAGCAGAGUUAUGUCUGUGCUCUGAUAGCAAUGAUGGUUUGGAGCAUCACGUACCACAGCUGGCUGACAUUUGUGCUACUGCUUUGGGCUUGCCUCAUCUGGAUUCUGCGCGCUAGACGACAUGCAGCCAUGCUGUGCUCUCCGUUUAUCUUGGUCUAUGGUCUGGCACUGUGUUGUCUACAGUAUGUAUGGGCCAUGGAGCUUGCGCCUGAACUGCCUACCACCGUGGGAACCAUGAGUCUCAGACAGUUAGGGCUACAUAAAGCCCAGUACCCCUGUCUGAGACUGGGAGCUAUGCUCCUGUUCACUUCAACCUUCUGGCUUUUAGUCCAUCAGUCAGUUAAGGAAAACUUCAGCAAGAGGAGAUCAAGGGCUACGCCACUAGAAGUGACUACAACAGAGCUCGAGUCCACAAAUGAUGAAUCCGUGCUAAAGGUCCUGGGAGGCAUGGUGCUGAGUUUUUAUGCCAAAUAUUGGAUCUAUGUGUGCGGUGGCAUGUUCCUCAUGGUCUCUUUUGUGGGAAAACUUGUUGGAUACAAGAUCGUCUACAUGCUGCUUUUCCUGCUCUGCCUCUGUUUUUAUCAGGUAUACUAUUCUAUCUGGAGGCGUCUUUUGAAGCUCUUCUGGUGGCUUGUUGUGGCCUACACCAUGUUGGUGCUGAUCUCCAUCUACACAUACCAGUUUGAAGACUUCCCUGAUUAUUGGAGGAAUUUUACUGGACUCACAGAACAACAGCUUGCGGCAAUCGGUCUGGAGACGUUUGCCCUCUCAGAGCUCUUCACUAAUAUUCUGAUUCCUGGAUUCUUCCUGCUGGCCUGUAUUCUGCAGCUACACUAUUUCCACAAACCCUUCAUGAGAAUCACUGACCCCGAACAUAUUACACCAAUUCACCGAAAACGCAGCGGUGACCAGACCGGUUCAACUAAUGUUGGAAUGGUCUCCGACUUGGAAGAAGUGUUAACCGAUAUUAUAGAUGAAUCGGAUAAUAAAGCGGAAUUUCUGCCCAGCAAGUGGGGUCUGGUGAUGGACAGAUUACUGGUUCUGUUCAAAAAGUUCUCAGACAUUAUCACCAAAGGUCAAGUCAUUCUCUGGACUCUUCUGGAGCUUCACAUCAUUAAAAUGGUGGCGUUCUACGCUGUGUGGGUUGCACUUGAAGAGCCAUCUGUGUUUAACCUGGUCCUGGUGGUGCUGUGGUCUUUGGCCAUGCCAUUUAGUCGCUUCAGACCGAUGGCUUCCAGUCUGUCAACAAUUUGGGUGUGUGUCAUCAUCAUGUGUAAAAUGCUGUACCAGCUUAGUGUUGUGAGCCCUACUGAGUACUCCAACAACUGCAGUUUGCCACUUUUAAAUGAAACCAACCUUUCAAAAAUGGAAAUAAUGAACUCAUCCCUGUAUAAGGCACCAGUGGACCCUGCCAAAUGGUUUGGUGUCAGGAAGGAACCUACUGUACUGGACUAUAGCAAGAACCAUUUAGUAGUGCUGCUGUUGUUGGUGUUUGAGGCGACAGUGUAUCGGCACCAGGCCCACCACUAUCGUCAGCUGCAACGAUCUCCCUCAAACAUACCUGCUCUGUUCCCAGAAGUCACUAGGAACACUUUAGACCAAGGCCUCAUACCCUGCUUCAAGUACCUGCUGAACUACACUUUCUACAAGUUUGGAUUAGAGAUAUGCUUCCUGAUGACUGUGAAUGUGAUUGGACAACGGAUGAACUUCUUGGUGAUAAUCCAUGGUUGUUGGUUGGUAGCCAUCUUGGUGAGGCGACGUCGGGCAGCUAUUGCAAGGAUAUGGCCAAGAUAUUGUGUCUUUCUGGCCAUCUUCAUGAUCUAUCAAUAUAUACUGUGUGUGGGUAUACCACCUGUUCUUUGUAAAGAUUACCCAUGGCGGUGGAACACCCCACUUUUAAUGAACUCAGCUCUUAUUAAAUGGCUUUAUCUGCCAGACUUCUACACUGUGCCUAACUCCAAAAACCUGAUAGUGGACUUUGUUCUUCUGAUUUGUACAUCCCAGCAGUGGCAAGUGUUUAAGUGUGAGCACUUGGAGGAGUGGGUGGUUCUGGCUGGAGACAAUACAGACAACCCCGAUCCGAUGGAAGGUCGACUGUUUAAUCCUGCACCUAACUUCGUCAACUGCAGGUGUUACCUGGACAUGGCUAAGGUUUUGGUUUUUCGCCACUUAUUCUGGUUUGUACUGUCAGUGGUCUUCCUCACUGGGGCUACACGGGUCUCGGUGUUUGGACUGGGAUACCUUCUCUCUUGUUUUUUUUUGUUGCUAUUUGGGACCCAACUAUUGGUCAAACCCUCCAGGACACGUCUUGCCAUGUGGGAUUGUCUCAUCAUCUAUAAUGUGGCAGUCAUCAUAUCAAAAAAUAUUCUAUCAAUUCUGGCAUGUGUGUUUGUUUUCGAAAUGCAGAAGGGCUUUUGUUGGAUGAUCCAACUCUUUAGUUUAGUUUGUACAGUCAAAGGAUACUACGAUCCAAACCUUAUUAGUGACAAGAACUGUAGCCUCCCAAUAGAGGAAGCUGGGAUCAUCUGGGACAGUAUUUGUUUUCUCUUCCUGUUGCUGCAGAGAAGGGUUUUCCUCAGUUUCUAUUUCAUUCAUGUCGUCGCAGAAUUGCAGGCAUUCCGCAAACAGGCCUCAAGGGGGUUUGAGCUCUUCAAAGCCACCAUAAUGAAAAACAUUAAAUCACACCAACAGGCUGAGAUAAAAUCCUUAUCCCAGCUCAAGAGAUCAAUGCACAGAAUCCGCUCCAGACAGCAGAGGUACAGAGAUGGACAUAAAGUUAUUGAAGAAGACAAUCCGAGUCAAAGUGCAGAAAUGAGGACGGAGAGAAAAAAGGAAAGCUUGUCUCAACCAUGGCUGGACCAUGCAACAGUUCUGCAUUCAGGAGGGUAUGACCUGUUUGAAUCAGACAGUGAGGGUGAACAUGAACUGUUGUCAGAGGAACAGAAGCCUCAGAAACAGACCGCCUAUCAGUUGGCUUAUCAAGCAUGGGUGAACAAUGUGAAAAGAGCUCUGAAAGAGCAUCAAGGAAACCGAAGACAACAGAGAAGAUUUGAAAUCGUUGAGGAUGAGAGUUCCACACCACAGACAUCACAAGAGGAGGCUUGCUCAGUGACAGGCUCAGAGGAUAAUGAUGUGUUUGAAGAUCCUCAAUUGAAGGAGCCAGUGGAGUUUGGUCAUGGCGAGAUUGUUCAGAGGAUGUUGGAUAUCAUACGUUUCUUAUGGGCCGUAGUACUAGCCAUCAUGGAUGGAUUGACCCAGUGGCUUAACCUUCUGACGAAACAGUACAGGGAAACAUCGGCUGUUCUGUGCAAUGAACGCUACUUUUUCAUACACAAGAUACAGCGAUCUCAAACACCAUUAGACUCGACGACUGACCAAUCUCAAGGAAGUGAUAGUCCCACACUGGAUACUUAUUUGAGACAAACUGAGACAGAGUCCCCAACUCAAUACAGCCUCUUGGAGGAGACCCAUAUUGUGGAGGACUUGUCUCCUUCUAGACCAGGACUCAACAGAACUACAAACCUCUUGAGUCCUGAACUCCCGCUUGGCAGCAAUGACCUGAUACCUGAUACCCAAUCCAUACAACAACACAGACAUUCCAGAACAGCCAGUGAAGUGCUGGGAGACAGGCACUAUUUUAUUGAAGAGCUGGAACAGAGCAUAAUGUUCUACAACAACCAAAACCGUGUGCUGAAGCUCUUGUUCGCCACACACAGUCUGCUGGCAGCCAACUCUGAGCUCGUUUGUUAUUUUAUCAUAAUAUGGAAUAAUGUGGUCAGUGCCUCAGUGAUAUCACUGGUGUUGCCGAUUAUGGUCUUUCUAUGGGCUAUGUUGACUGUUCCAAGACCAACCAAAAACUUUUGGAUGACUGCCAUUGUCUACACAGAGGUGAUGGUGGUGGUAAAAUAUCUUUUUCAGUUUGGAUUUUUCCCCUGGAACAGUCUUUAUGAGAUGACUUUAAAUGAAGACAAGCCUUUCUUUCCACCUCGCAUCCUCGGUUUGGAGAAGACGGAUACCUACAUAAGAUAUGACCUCCUUCAACUACUGGCUCUCUUCUUCCAUAGAUCCUUGCUCAUGCGUUAUGGCUUGUGGGACCACAAAGACCCUUUGGGGGAACAAAGUAACUCAUCAGGGAAUGGCAAGGAGGAAAGAUUCAAUAACAAAGGAGACAGAUUGAAUUCAGCGUCUACCACAGAAAACCUAAAUAUUACUGACCUAGAACAACUUGAAAAGUUUUCUGUCCAGCCCUUUCCAGCUGACUCAGCGGCAUCCCAGGACAGAAGAGAAAGUAUGUCUGGGCUGAAUCAUUCAAGAAGGCUGAAAAAGGAUGAAAUCAGUGGGAGCAAUGAAGAAGACUUCGAGGAAAUCAAACAGAAAAGCUGUGGCCUCCACUUACGCAAGAAACCUAAAGAGCUUAAAAAACAUUCCUCCCAAGUGAAACCCACUGCUGAGAAGACCGAUCCCAGCAAAGACCUAACAACAAAGAAGAGGAAAUUCAGAAGGAAAGAAGGAGCCACAAAUAGAAUACAGACUGUCAGACACAAGCUUAAACAAGCCUUUAUUUGUGGGAUUUUGGGAGUUUACAGGUCUAUUCAGGGUUUCUUCAUUGAUAUUCUCCAAGCUGAUUAUCGUGUUGCCACUGAUGUCUACGCACUCAUGUUCCUGACUGAUGUUAUUGACUUCAUCAUCAUUGUGUUUGGAUUUUGGGCUUUCGGGAAACACAGUGCAGCAGCUGAUAUUGCCUCCACCUUGUCAGAGGACCAGGUUCCAGAAGCAUUUCUGGUGAUGCUUCUCAUCCAGUUCACCACCAUGAUCAUCGACAGAGCUUUGUACCUGCGUAAAGCUGUCCUGGGGAAACUAAUUUUCCAGGUUGUUCUUGUGUUUGGGAUACACCUGUGGAUGUUCUUUAUCCUACCUGCUGUCACUGAAAGGAGAUUCAAUCAGAACUUUGUGGCCCAGCUGUGGUACUUCGUCAAGUGUAUUUACUUUGCCCUGUCAGCGUACCAGAUCCGUUGUGGGUACCCUACUCGUAUUCUUGGCAACUUCCUCACCAAAAAUUACACCCACCUAAACUUGUUUCUCUUCCAAGGUUUUCGUCUGGUUCCCUUCCUUGUCGAGCUGCGAGCAGUAAUGGACUGGGUUUGGACAGAUACCACUCUGUCUCUCUCCAACUGGAUGUGCGUGGAAGACAUUUAUGCAAACAUUUUCAUCAUCAAAUGCAGCCGUGAAACAGAGAAGAAAUAUCCCCAGCCUAAAGGGCAAAAGAAAAAGAAGAUGGUGAAAUAUGGAAUGGGUGGACUCAUCAUCAUCUUCUUAGUGUGCAUCAUAUGGUUCCCCCUGCUCUUCAUUUCACUGGUCAGAUCUGUGGUUGGUGUUGUAAACCACCCCAUUGAUGUCACUGUUACUGUCAAGCUAGGAGGAUAUGAGCCUAUCUUCACCAUGAGUGUCCAGCAGCAGUCCAUCCAACCCUUUACAGACGUGCAAUACGAAAAACUCACCAAAAAGUUUGGGAACAAUGCGGUAGCCAUGCAGUUCAUUUCACUUUAUGGUUAUGAGGACAUUGUUACAGCCAUGAUUGAAGGCAGUUCAGGCUCAGUCUGGAGAAUAAGCCCCCCGAGCAGACAGGAAGUCAUAAAAGAACUGCUCGGAAGCCCCGCUGACCUAACAUUGCGUCUGUCGUGGAAUUUACAAAGGGACCUGGGGAAAGGAGGGACUGUGGAGCACACAUUUGACAAGCACUCAAUUGACCUGGAACCUGGGAACCCUGUGAGGGCCGAUCUCGCGUCUCUUCUGCUGCGCAAUCGCACUAAGGCAGUGCAUGUUCCAAAUAUGUUUCCAAAUUACAUCCGGGCCCCCAAUGGAGCAGAGGCCAAACCAGCCAGUCAACUAUAUGAAGGAAAUGAAGAAAGCUACCAGAAUAUAACCCUGUCGCUGAUGAGCGACAAUUCAUUGAACUCCAGUGGAAAACAGGAAUGGUGGGACAUCGCCAUUGGAGGCUGUGCCCCUUCUUCAUGUGGGGUUUUGUCCAUGAUCAUAUUCAACGACAAAGUCAGUCCUCCCAGUCUUGGCUUCCUGGCUGGAUAUGGGAUCAUGGGUUUGUAUGUGUCUGUGGUCCUGGUCAUUGGAAAGUUUGUGCGAGGCUUCUUCAGUGAGAUCUCUCACUCCAUCAUGUUUGAGGAGCUUCCCUGUGUAGACCGCAUCCUGAAGCUUUGUAUGGACAUCUUCCUGGUGCGUGAGACUGGAGAGCUGGAGCUGGAAGAGGAGCUAUAUUCAAAACUCAUCUUCCUUUAUCGAUCACCCGAAACCAUGAUCAAAUGGACCAGGGACAUCCGCAGCCAAGACAGACAUUGACACACUAACUCGUUGUGUAGGACUGAGAUACAAAGCUGUUGUCCGACACGACAUAGGAAGAAUGAACAACGGAAAAACCCAUUUACAUACACAAAGUUUAAAGAUUGUUAAUAACUGUAAUGAAUACAGGAUGUAAACUGUAAACCGUACCAUGUUGAAAAUUCCUACGAUAACCCAGGCAAUUGUUGCUUUCAAUUGUUUUAAGUUAAAAAAAAUAAUAAUAAUGUUUUGUACAUAGUGAUUACAACAAAUGACUUUUGGAGUUAACUCAAAACAUUUUGUAAAUGCAACCUUAAGUGUAAACAAUCCCUCUUUUACGUGAAAUUAAUGAUAAAUUAACAUUGCAGCAGAAGUGAUGGGAUGAGCUCCAGACAGGUCAAGAGGCAGUGAGAUUUCAGACAGAUACACAAUGAGGACUGAGAAUCGGGACGCUCCGACUUCAGUGAAUUUCCCGGAAUGACUCCUAAUCACAAGCCGGAACUGGACAAUCGGCAAACUUGCCAUGACAUGAAAAUGUGACCUCCAAUUAUUUGAAGCACCCGCUAUAUUCUUUUAUUGAGCUACAAACAACACGGAGCAAUUGUCAAGGAAAAGUAGAUUGUCCUUGCCACUGUAGCGCUGUAGCUACAUUCUUCCAUUGGCGGAGAAUACAGAGUGAAAGAUUACAUAUUACAUUUGUAUUUAUUUAUAUUACAUUUUUUUUAUUGAGUUGCAUAUGAGACCAGCAUUACCAGAUAUACAAAUAUAUAUAUUAAGAAAGUUAGGAAUUGUUAGAACCAGUGAAAAUGCACCAAUUUCUGGUCAAUGUCUUUAAUACAAAGGCAAUAUAAGUCGAGUUUCAAGCGUGGCCUUUUUGUUGAAUCAGUUUCCAACAUUCAUGAAUUUCUUCAUCGAUAUCCUAUUUUUAAAAGACUACUAUCAUUGGAGAGCAAAGCAUUUUUUUUUGGCGGGGGGGGAGAGCACAUUUCAUACACAAGGUAACCCAAUGUGCUUUACAUGAUUAAAAGCAUUUAAAAACAAAGAAAAAUUAAAAGAACAGCUUAAAAUCUAACUUGCUAAACACAGAAACAGACAACAUAGAAUAUAAUACAGCUAAUCAUAUGGAGUUAAAAAAAUAUAUUACUCACCAAGAGGUUGUUGUUUUUUUUGGAGGGAUUGGGUGGGGGUUGUCAACUAUAAAUUCAGUAAAUGUUGUACAAGAAUUUUAACGUGUAAUUUCGAGAAAUAAAAAUUUCCCAAUUUUUCAAAAGUCUUGAUUAAAACUAGGACACGUG
Phyllopteryx taeniolatus (common seadragon) is the source of this 9414-nucleotide messenger RNA. It is a transcript of the gene piezo1, whose product is annotated as piezo type mechanosensitive ion channel component 1 (Er blood group). Bases 419 to 8140 code for a protein of 2573 amino acids. The record is from RefSeq and is a predicted model, not a curated record. NCBI's taxonomy places the organism in Eukaryota, Metazoa, Chordata, Actinopteri, Syngnathiformes, Syngnathidae. The transcript has 54 exons.